AUGCUUUCCACCCCUUCUCUCCCCUCUAUGGGUAUGCUCGCCCUUAGUGCCAUGCAAUUGGCUGCGGGUGCAGUGUUUGAGUUCCCGUCCUGCCCGAAGGAUACUCCCUUCAGCUGUCAGAACUCGACCGCAGUAGCCGACUCCUGCUGCUUCAAUUCGCCGGGAGGCGCCCUCCUGCAGACACAGUUCUGGGACACAGAUCCUCCAGCUGGUCCCUCCGACUCCUGGACCAUCCACGGUCUCUGGCCUGAUAACUGCGAUGGCAGCUACGAGCAAUACUGCGACAAGUCGCGCGAGUACUCGAACAUCACCGCAAUUCUUCAGGAGCAGGGUCAGACCGAACUUCUGUCCUACAUGAAGAAAUACUGGCCCAACUAUGAGGGCGAGGAUGAAGAAUUCUGGGAGCACGAGUGGAACAAGCACGGUACCUGCAUCAACACCAUUGAACCAAGCUGCUACAAGGAUUACACCCCGCAGAAGGAAGUGGCUGAUUAUUUGGCGAAGACCGUAGACCUUUUCAAAGGUCUGGACAGCUACAAGGCCCUCGCCAAAGCCGGCAUCGUCCCCCAUGCCUCCAAGACCUACAAACUGGCUGAGAUCGAAUCUGCUCUUGCCGCGAUUCAUGACGGCAAGAAGCCCUACAUCGGCUGCGAUGACGGUGCGCUGAACGAGAUUUGGUAUUUCUAUAACACCAAGGGCAAUGCGAUCACCGGCGAGUACCAGCCAAUUGACACUCUUACGACUACUAAAUGUUCCUCCUCUGGUAUUAAGUACCUGCCCAAGAAGAGCGAGAACUCCACCGCGCCAGCCUGGAAAUUCCGUAGUGACAAGGCUAGCCAGUCUGUUCGCUUCAACUAA
Aspergillus bombycis is the source of this 858-nucleotide messenger RNA. RefSeq names its product T2 family ribonuclease. The transcript is spliced from 5 exons. Gene Ontology annotation, cellular component: extracellular region. Gene Ontology annotation, biological process: RNA catabolic process. Bases 1 to 858 code for a protein of 285 amino acids. The record is from RefSeq and is a predicted model, not a curated record. Lineage: Eukaryota; Fungi; Ascomycota; Eurotiomycetes; Eurotiales; Aspergillaceae. Gene Ontology annotation, molecular function: ribonuclease T2 activity; RNA binding.